Molecule: messenger RNA, 1239 nt
Organism: Notodromas monacha
Lineage: Eukaryota; Metazoa; Arthropoda; Ostracoda; Podocopida; Cyprididae
Source: the annotation of a GenBank genome assembly
UUUUUUUUCCUCCUAUUCAGGGCACUCUUUUUUUUCGGUGUAAAAGAGCAACAGCCGGUCGGUUGUGUUUUCCAUUCGAUCGCGACAGAAGAAGAAGAAAAAUAAAUGGCUUCCCGGUGGUCAGCGUCGUCGUCGCUGUCGAGCACUCUGCUCAACUACAGCCGCGAAGAAGUCGUGCCUUCGUACCGCGUCGUUUUCCCGUUCGAGGCGACGUUCGACCCGGCGCCGGCGCAGCAGUUCUUCCUCGGACACCGCAUGACGACCGUGUGGCUGUCGGUGGCGUACGUGGCGGCCGUGUUCGGCGGCCAACGGCUCAUGCGGUCCCAGAAGGAGUUCGGGCUCCGCGGCACCCUGGUGGCGUGGAACGCGGCGCUGGCGGCGUUCAGCAUCCUGGGCACCAUGCGGUCCCUGCCCGAGCUCGUGCACGUCGUCAGCAACAAGGGCUUCGGCUACUCAGUCUGCAUUCCCAGCUUCUUCGAAGAGGAUUCAGUGUCCGGAUUUUGGACGACCAUGUUCGCCAUUUCCAAGGUACCAGAGCUCCUGGACACAGCGUUCAUCGUGCUGCGCAAGCGACCACUCAUCUUCCUGCACUGGUACCACCACAUUACCGUACUGAUGUACACCUGGUACGCGGUGUCAUGCGUCAUAGGCCCCGGACGCUGGUUCGUCACCAUGAACUUCAUCGUCCACAGCGUCAUGUAUUCCUACUAUGCUCUCCGUGCCCGAGGAAUCCACACGCCCAAGGCCGUGUCCAUGAUCAUCACGACCAUGCAAAUUUUGCAAAUGGCAAUCGGCUGCGUGGUGAAUGCAACAGCUUACAAAAUCCGCUUUGUCGACGGCAUCGAAGCUUGCCGGAUUUCCUGGAACGAUAUCCUCAGUUCCCUGCUGCUCUACUCAAGCUAUUUGUACCUAUUCGCCCUUUUCUUCCGGAAUUCCUACUUCAAGAAGUCAAAUCGCGGCAAGAAGGUCGAGUGAUACCCUAUAAUAAGCUCACACAAAAAAACACAAACAGACGAGGGGAGAGAAGUCGAACGCUGAAAAACGUUAUUUGUACACACGCCCGAAUUCGCUACAAAAAUUUUCGGUUUUCGUGUCUCUCAAAAAUUUUUUUUUUCGGAUUUAUUUUAUUUUUUGCGGUGUGCGUAAUCGCGGGGCAACACAUUUUUUUCGCUGCAUUUUUUUGUGCGGAACUGUUGGUUUUCAAGCUCGUGGCGACGAAGAAAAAUGACUCGAUUUGUA